This is a messenger RNA of Drosophila erecta, 825 nucleotides long. It is a transcript of the gene GstE9, whose product is annotated as glutathione S-transferase 1. NCBI's taxonomy places the organism in Eukaryota, Metazoa, Arthropoda, Insecta, Diptera, Drosophilidae. The record is from RefSeq and is a predicted model, not a curated record. The transcript has a single exon. Bases 76 to 741 code for a protein of 221 amino acids. Gene Ontology annotation, biological process: glutathione metabolic process. Gene Ontology annotation, molecular function: glutathione transferase activity.
UCGUUAAUUGCGAUAGUCGGAGCAGGUUUAGUUUCAAAUCGACAGCCAAGGCGAGCGGACGCACACCUGAUAGCGAUGGGAAAAUUAGUACUGUACGGUUUGGAGCCUAGUCCGCCGGUGCGGGCCUGCAAACUGACCCUUGACGCCCUGGGCCUUCAGUAUGAGUAUAAGCUUGUGAACCUGCUGGCCGGUGAGCACAAGACAAAGGAGUUCAGCCUGAAGAAUCCGCAGCACACGGUGCCCGUGCUGGAGGACGAUGGCAAGUUCAUCUGGGAGAGUCACGCCAUUUGCGCUUACCUUGUUAGGCGCUAUGCCAAGAAUGAUGACCUGUAUCCCAAGGAUUACUUCAAACGCGCCCUUGUUGAUCAACGGUUGCACUUUGAGUCGGGUGUGUUGUUCCAGGGCUGCAUCCGGAACAUUGCCCUUCCAUUGUUCUACAAAAACGAGACAGAGGUGCCGCGCUCAAAGAUUGACGCCAUCUACGAGGCCUAUGACUUUCUGGAAGCGUUCAUCGCUAAUCAGCCUUAUCUCUGCGGAACGGGCAUAACCAUCGCAGACUACAGUAUAGUUUCGUCCGUCUCUAGCCUAGUGGGCUUGGCCCCUAUCGAUGCCAAGCGCUAUCCCAAGCUGAACGGCUGGCUAGACAGGAUGGCCGCACAGCCCAAUUACCAGUCGCUCAACGGCAACGGCGCACAGAUGUUGGUCGACAUGUUUAGCUCGAAGAUCACAAAGAUUGUGUGAUUGUGCACUCCAGCUGGCUUAAAGGUUACAAAUGAAUUGUGUUCUGAUUACGUAACAAUAAAGCUUCUAUUUGUAUAAUCUUUA